UUCUCGGCCGUUUGUCCGGAAGCGCAAAAAGCGUUCGGGUUCUGCAUCCUCUCUGCUGUGGGGAAUUUCGUGCAGGAGGAGCGGCCCCGCCUCUGAACGGCUCGAGGCUGAUGGGCUCUGAGAGGCCGGUGUGUGCGGGGCAGCCCGGCCAAUGCACGGCGUGGGCUGAGGGGCCCUUCUGACCCGUUCUGUGAAUUCAGCCUGGCUGCAGCAAGGUGUUCUGACACACCUUCAAUCUUACACGUUGAGAUCUGUGGGUUCUGGGCUUUGUACAGAGCCUUACUUUCUGUGAUGCCCAGAAGUUCACUGUUUGAUUCGUUUUCUUGUGUUUGUGGAUGCUGGAGGCUUUUGAAAAAUGGAGUCAGAUUGGUUAGAUACUGAUUUUCUAUCCCUUGAUUGGCCCUGUGGUCAUCUGUUCCACUUUACUCCAUCUUUCUAGCACAGCUUUACCCAGGCACAGCUUCUGUCGUAGGGUUCACACAGUUAUGGCUGUUUAUUACCUACGGAUCUGUCAGCAAGGCUGCGAGUGUGCAGGUGGUGCAUGUUCAACAUCUAGAAAUGCACGAUGCUCUUUGUAUAUUCAGGUGGGGUGAGUGGAGUUCCUGUCAUUCUGCAGAUACGGAGUACAGCUGAAUGGUACAGCUCCCUGCGAGGACAGGCUGAGCUGAGACUGUGCAGCAUGGGGAGGAGAAGGCUGUGGGGAGAGCUGAGAGCAGCACUUGAGUAUCUAAAGGAGCUGUAAGAAAGAAGGGGACAGACUCUUCAGCAGGAGAGUGAUGGGACAAGGGGAAUUGGUUUCAUACUGGAAGAUUUAGACUGGAUAUAAGGAUAAAGUUUAUUUACAGUAAGGGCGGUGAGGAGCUGCACAGGUUGCCCAGAGAGGUGGUGGUUCCCCAUCCCUGCAAACACCCGAGGUCAGAGGAUGGGGCUGAUCACCUGGUUACUCUGGGUGUCCCUAUGCACUGCGGGGGUUGGACUGGAUGAACUUUAAAGGUCGAUUCUGAGUCUGAGUUUCUUUGAUGUAACAUAAAUCCAUCUGAUGGAUUCUUCACGAGUAAUCAGAACAAAUUUCUUUAUCCAAAGCUAAUACACAACAGCUCGGUGCAGCGAGUGCAUUUAUUUCCUGCAGUCUUGGGACUGUAGCAAAAUGAAGAAAUUUGAAAGGAGAUUAAAGCCUGUCAAGGUCCGUGUUAUUCAACUACUGCCUCGGCCUGAGAUGCAUGCAGCUGGACAGUCUGUUGCUCACCCAUCUGUCAGGCAGUUUCAGGACAGAUGUGAUGACAGUCUGGAUCAAGUUGGGUAUGCCCAGAGUCAGGGAAGAAGGUUAAAAGAAUUCCAAAUCAGUUACCUAGAAAGGAAGUUCUUCUAUCUCUGGGCAAAAAGGACAUUUGGACAAGUUCUCCCUUCCAAAGCCAGAUGCCUGUAUGAGCAGCAGAUCCUUCAAAAAACUUUCAGAGCGUGGAGGGAAUGGUGGACUGUCUGCAGAGAAAGACAGCUCAGCCUCAGAGCAGACAGCCAUUACAGGCACUUGCUCCACAGUUUGAUAUUCAGGGCUUGGAAAGCCUACGUAUUCCAGCAACGGGGAAAGAGGAACAAAUAUUAUGUUGCAGAGUCUCAUGGUAAGUGUAAAAGGGGCAGUAACUGCUUUUCUUUGGGGGCACACUGAGAUGGGAGCUGCCAAAGGGGAAAUAUUUGCACAGAACCUGUCCCUUGAAUGUGUUUGUGCAUUUAUCUCCUCCACCCUACAAAGAUGUAAUGCUUUCAGGUGCAGAUGGUUGUCUAAAACUGCCAGAGGGGUUUCUUUUGGUGCACUGUGUAAGGAUGUUGUUGAAUAAGCUUAAGGGCCUCUCCAUCUGGUCUGAAAUGCAUUUUUAUGUUUGUUUGGGUUUAAUUUUAUCACCUUAUCACAUUACCUAUUCAAACAGAUAUUUUUGACUAGAAUGUGUUAUUGGAAUUCUCUAUCAACUAUGGCAAUGGAAAUAAGACAUUGAUUCCCUGUGGUAUAACCUUAACUGUGCUUUUUUUUUCCUGAAUUCAUGAUUCCUUUCAGUUUCUGCUGUGCAGCAGAAAAGAAGCCCAAACUUCUGAAGUUCCUUUUGUCUUAUGAAGCUUCUUUGUUCUGCACUGGAUGCAGAUCCUACUGAUGAUCCUACUGAUGAAGUUGCUUCUAUUGGUUGCAAUUUCCUUCAGUGUCAGGGGAUGUUGUUCCUCUGGAAGGGAAGAUGACUUCCUUCUAAAGAUGUUACAGUGAUUUUUGUUCUGGGCCAAUUUGCAAGAUGUUAUUGUAUCUGUUUGAGUAUGAAUGUUGUCCCAGGAUACGAUAUAGACUGUUGUCUUGAGAAACAAACAAUAGACUGUCUGAAGUUCCUUUUUUUUCUGAGAUCAGAGUAAUUACAGAAGUAGCUGUAUGUUACUUAGUCAAAACAAUAGAAAAGUGACCUGUUUAAGGUAUGUGAAUGCUUGAUUCAUAAGAUGACAGAGAAAUCUUAGAAAAAAAAAGAGCAUUUUUGGGGGGGUGAAGUAGCAUAAAAUCAGUUGUUACAUUUUUUGCAUGAUUUUUUUCUAAUAAAUUUGCUUCAGUGGUAUCAGCUCUGACAAGCCAGAUUUUUGUAAGGAGGCAGAGCAGUGCACUGAUAGUGGUAAGCUGGAAUUUAUGACACUUCUGAUUGAGCUGCUCCACAGGCUGCUGAACA
This is a messenger RNA of Meleagris gallopavo (turkey), 2693 nucleotides long. Lineage: Eukaryota; Metazoa; Chordata; Aves; Galliformes; Phasianidae. The record is from RefSeq and is a predicted model, not a curated record.